AUGACCUUCCUGAACGACCAUCCUAGUCCAGAGGUUGAUAAAAGAGAGGAAGAGGAGAAGGAAGAUGGCAUGGGGCCUUGUCCGCCAGUCACCCCGAAGAACUGCCUUGCUCCCCGGGGCAUCAGCGUCCUGGAGAAACUCGUCAAAACGUGCCCGGUGUGGCUGCAGCUGGGCCUGGGCCGGGCUGAGGCGGCCAGGAUCCUGCACCGAGAGGCGGCCGGGACAUUCCUGGUGCGCAGGGACAGCUGCUCGAAGCGCCUGGUGCUCUGUGUCCACUUCCCUUCCCUGAACGCGGGCUCGUCCGAGGUGCUCGAGUACACCGUCAAAGAAGAAAAAUCGAUAUUGUACCUGGAAGGCUCGGUUCUUGUGUUUGAGGACGUCUUCAGACUGAUUGCGUUCUACUGUGUCAGUAGAGAUUUACUGCCCUUCACGCUGAGGCUGCCACAGGCCAUCCUUGAGGCCAGCAGCUUCACAGACCUCAAGACCAUCGCCAACCUGGGCCUGGGCUUCUGGGACUCCUCACUGAACCCCCGGCGAGCAGCUGGCAGCCCAGCAGAACCCCCAAGAGACCCAGCCCCCAGGGCGCCCCCAGCCUCCAGCCUCAGGUCCGCCUCCCAUCAGGGAAACUGCGCCUGUGAAAUUGAGCUCUCGGUAGGAAAUGACCGCCUGUGGUUUGUGAACCCGAUCUUCAUUGAGGACUGUGGCAGCGCCCUGCCUGCCGACCUGUCACCCCUGAGAAGCUGCCCCCCUGGCCCGUUGCCUCCCACCUCUGACUCUACCUCACCCGCCUCCCGGUGGGCCCCUCGCCGCCCGGCGCCCCCGCCCCCAGCACCUCCUCUCCACCCCGGCAGUCCUGCCCGGCCUCUUCUACCCCCUGCCCCAGCUCCGGCCUGUCCUUUGCCCAGUUCUCCCUCACCUCCAGACGCCCUUCCUCCUGCAUCCCCAGCAUCUGUCCCCCACCUGGCACCCCAUGCCUUAGGCUCCCCGGACUAUCCAAGCCAGCGACCCAUGACAGCCUGUGAGAGGCCCCCAUGCACCCCCACAGGCCUGGGCCCCCUCAGGGAGGAAGAGAUGAAGCCAGGGGCGGCCCCCAGCCCCUUGCAGCAGGCCCCCGCCCCUCCAGGCCCAGGGAAGAAGGGCGCCCCUGCUGCUCCUCCCCGACGCCGCCUCUCUGAGAAGGUCUCCCUGGAGGACCCGAAUGUGGAGAAGAUGGACAGGGGCACAACCGCACAGUGGGACCAGCCGGGUCUUUCCCGGACACCCCCACUCGGCCUGCCUCCCCAGGGGACCUCAGACAGCCCCGGGGACAGGCCUCAGAGGACCACAGAGCAAGGACAGGAAGUAGUGGCCCAAGCCAGCCAGCUGGGCAUCCUGCCAGAGUCGGCAAGGAAGCUCCGGCAACCCCCAGUCCCUCCUCCUAGGAAGAAGCGGAUUUCCCGGCAACUGGCCUCGGUCCUCCCGAGCCCCUUGGAGAGCGCCGAGCUCUCCACGGACGGGGCAGCCCCUGAGAAACCCACCCCUGGCCCACACGAAGAAACCCCACGCCCUGCCUCCCAAGCUGGGACCGAGAGCCCAGAAGCCCAGGCCAGCGCCUGGCGCCAGAGCGCCCCAGAGUUCAAAGGCUCCCUGGCCUCCCUCUCAGACAGUACGGGGGUGCACACCCCGGCCACCGAUCAGGACUCGUACUCGACCAGCAGCACGGAGGAGGAGCUGGAGCAGUUCAGCAGCCCCAACGUGAAGAAGAAGCCCUCCAUGAUCCUGGGCAAGGCGCGGCACCGCCUAAGCCUGGCGAGCUUCACCAGCGUCUUCCAGGCCUUCCUCUCCAAUGACCGCAAGCUGUACAAGAAGGUGGUGGAGCUGGCCCAGGACAAGGCCUCGUACUUCGGCAACCUGGUGCAGGACUACAAAGUGUACAGCCUGGAGAUGAUGGCGCGCCAGGCCUCCAGCACCGAGAUGCUGCAGGAGAUCCGCACCAUGAUGACCCAGCUCAAGAGCUACCUGCUGCAGAGCACCGAGCUCAAGGCGCUGGGGGACCACACGCAGUACUCGGAGGAGGAGCUGGAAGCGAUUGUGGAGUCCGCCUUGUACAAGUGUGUGCUGAAGCCCCUGAAAGAAGCCAUCAACUCGUGCCUUCAUGAGAUCCACAGCAAGGACGGCUCCCUGCAGCAGCUCAAGGAGAACCAGCUGGUGGUCCUGGCCACCACCACCACCGACCUGGGCGUGACCACCAGCGUGCCCGAGGUGCCCAUCAUGGAGAAGAUCCUGCAGAAGUUCAGCAGCAUGCACAAGGCCUACUCGCCCGAGAAGAAGAUCUCCAUCCUGCUCAAGACCUGCAAGCUCAUCUACGACUCCAUGGCCCUCGGCAACCCAGGGAAGCCCUACGGGGCAGACGACUUCCUGCCCGUGCUCAUGUACGUGCUGGCCCGCAGCAACCUCACGGAGAUGCUUCUCAACGUGGAGUACAUGAUGGAGCUCAUGGACCCCGCCCUGCAGCUGGGGGAGGGUUCCUACUAUCUGACCACCACCUACGGGGCGCUGGAGCACAUCAAGAACUACGACAAGAUCACGGUGACCAGGCAGCUGAGCGUGGAGGUGCAGGACUCCAUCCACCGCUGGGAGCGCCGGCGCACGCUCAACAAGGCCCGCGCCUCCCGCUCCUCCGUGCAGGACUUCAUCUGCGUGUCGUACCUGGAGGUGGUGCAGCCGCAGGACCACCGGCUCUUCGUGCUGGUGGACGGGCGCUGCUUCCAGCUGGCGGACGAGGCGCUGCCGCACCACAUCAAGGGCUACCUGCUGCGGAGCGAGCCCAAGCGCGACUUCCACUUCGUGUACCGGCCCCUGGACAGCGGGGGCAGCGGGGACCCGCCCUGCCUCGUGGUGCGGGAGCCCAACUUCCUGUGAGGCCCGGGCCACGGCAGCCCCCUCGGUGGCAGUGUUUCCUGAGACUGGCUGGGCGGAGAAGCGGGCAGACUGGGGUCACACCGCUCACGCCCCAUGCGCACACUCAGCUGGACCUCCUCAUACAUGCAGGAGCCCACAUCUGACCACACACACACACCCAACAUGGAUGCCUGUCUGUCACACAUGCUUGCAACCCACUGAGCAUGCCGAGGCCAGCGCGGCGGGACAGCUGUGAAAAUGACAAGCAGCAGUGGCCAAGCAUGCUUCCUGAGGCAGAGUCAGCACUGGGAGGCCAGGUUACCUGUUAGAAAGGGAAACCCAGAGAGAGCAGGGGCUCUCCAGCCAGCUGCAGCAAAAAGCUCAAGACGGGGCCUGUUCACACACAGGCCCUGCCUUUCCGCGCCAUCCUCCAAUCUGAAGUAUUCCCUCCGGGGCAUAUUGGAGGCCCAGGAUCUUAAGAGUACCUCUCAGGGUGUGCGCUGAAGAGACAGGCCCCCCUGCCUGCACCAGAGCCUGCCCUCAGCCAGCAGCACCCACAGUCUCUCCUGCAGCUUCUGAGAGCCUCCAGAAGCAGCCAGACGGGCACCGGGACCGCAAACAAGGGCGUCUGCUCCAGGGACGAGCCCAGCCACGGCCACACAGGAACACUGACAGGGCCCUUCCCCUGGCGGACACCAGGGCUGUGGCCAUUGUGGCAAGAGGGGACAGUUUAAUAAAAGCCCUUUUGAAAA
Molecule: messenger RNA, 3632 nt
Organism: Myotis davidii
Lineage: Eukaryota; Metazoa; Chordata; Mammalia; Chiroptera; Vespertilionidae
Gene: RIN3
Product: Ras and Rab interactor 3
Exons: 11
Coding region: 1-2901 (966 amino acids)
Biological process (GO): vesicle-mediated transport
Cellular component (GO): cytosol; endocytic vesicle
Molecular function (GO): small GTPase binding; guanyl-nucleotide exchange factor activity
Source: RefSeq, a predicted model, not a curated record